AUGAUGUUCCUUUUCCCCCACGUUCUGCAAGUUGUCAGCGCUGCGGAAAGCUGCCACACAACCACCGGACUCAUACCGUGGUACCAGCACCCCUGCAAGCUAGAUUGCAGCACCACCACAGCUCCUUUCGACGACAGCACUGUCACAUUCUUGAAUCUGUGGGCAAAGGUGACAAUUCCUUGCAUGCUGUGGGGUUUCGGCACUGCAGUCGGGGAGCUGCCUCCGUACCUUGUGUCCAAGGCGGCUCGCCUGUCUGGCUCAACAGAUGAGGAGUUUGCAAAGGAGAUGGAGGAGGCCAAGGGUAAGACGGAUCUCUUCAGCCGGAUGAAGCUGUGGACUGUGAACUUCACGGAGAAGCACGGCUUUCUGGGAAUCUUCCUUCUAGCGUCCUGGCCAAAUGCUGCCUUUGACAUGUGUGGCAUGUGCUGUGGGUACCUGAUGAUGCCCUUCUGGACCUUCUUCAUCGCUACUGCACUAGGCAAGGGCGUGGUGAAGGUCAAUGGCCAGGCGGUGGUUUUCGUGAACCUUUUCGGGUCUGCUGCCUUCCAGGUCAUGCUGAAAGGCUUCGACUACCUCAAUGGCGUGGUAGAGGCGGUCUCUGGCCAGAACUUCCAGAUCAGUACGAAGGUGGCCGGAUUGCGAGCCAAGCUCCUGGCAAAGUUUCAGCAGCAGUCCAGAUUUCCGCCGGAGCACCUGUUCACGAAUGACCACGACAAGAGGCUCGUGUUAGAGGAGGUUCUGCAGCUGUACCACACGGAGGACAAGGCCCACGAGAUUGCAGAGCGAGUCAUGCAGGCGUGGGACAUGAACGGCGACAAGGCCAUCGAAGUAUCUGAGAUGCAGAUGGCAGCCUCACGAACAGAUGGGAAAAUUUCCUUGUCAUCAUUAGAUCCUGGUGCACCUACCAGUUUUCUGAAAGUGUGCUGGGAGCUCUUCGUUGUGAGCCUCGUACUUUACUUCGUAGUCUCCAUCAUGAAUCAGAUGGCCCAGUCCAAGCAAGCCGAAUACGAUGAGGCCAAAGUCGAAGAGCGGGCUACUCAGAGCUGGGGCGAUGUUUCCGACACGGAGUCCAGUCUGGAGCCCAGGCCUCAGGCGGUGCUGGUGACCCCUCCACCAGCCUACUCGGAGUCCCUGGACGUGCUGCAGGAGGUGGUCAACCGGGCUCUGCCGGAUGCUGUUCGCCGAGUUGCAGUAGCAUCGGAGCGUGCCAUCAACGAGCCGAUGGAGAAGCAGGCAAAGCGUGGCCGGACCACCGUGCCACCCGAGCUGCUUGCCCAUACAUCUUUGAUGGAGGCGUUCGAUCUUCUCGGAGGACCAACUCUAGCCAAGAGAAGCUAUUUUGCAGACGACGGCAUCCACCUGAACGAAAGAGGUACGAAGCUUCUGGCUCUUGCUGUCUUUGCCGAGCUCCGGACAAAGGUUGGCAAGUACCUGCGCAAGCGGGCAGAUGAAGCAGCCCGGACUGUGCCGGACAAUCCAUUGGGCCUCUGA
Messenger RNA from Symbiodinium natans, 1491 nucleotides. Lineage: Eukaryota; Dinophyceae; Suessiales; Symbiodiniaceae. The record is from the annotation of a GenBank genome assembly.